Lynx canadensis (Canada lynx) is the source of this 1855-nucleotide messenger RNA. RefSeq names its product tRNA isopentenyltransferase 1 (gene TRIT1). The coding region runs from base 1 to 1539 and encodes 512 amino acids. Lineage: Eukaryota; Metazoa; Chordata; Mammalia; Carnivora; Felidae. The record is from RefSeq and is a predicted model, not a curated record. Gene Ontology annotation, molecular function: ATP binding; tRNA dimethylallyltransferase activity. Gene Ontology annotation, biological process: tRNA modification. The transcript is spliced from 13 exons. Gene Ontology annotation, cellular component: mitochondrion.
AUGGCGGCGGUAGCGGCUGCACGAGCAGUUUCUGUGGGUUCCGGGCUACGGGGUCUGCAACGGACACUGCCUCUUGUAGUGAUUCUUGGGGCGACCGGCACCGGCAAAUCCACCCUGGCGUUGCAGCUAGGCCAGCGGCUCGGUGGCGAAAUCGUCAGCGCUGACUCCAUGCAGGUUUAUGAAGGCUUAGACAUCAUCACCAACAAGGUUUCUGCCCAAGAACAGAGAAUGUGCCAGCACCACAUGAUCAGCUUUGUGGAUCCUCUUGUGACAAAUUACACAGUUGUGGACUUCAGGAACAAGGCAACUGCUCUGAUUGAAGAUAUAUUUGCCCGAGACAAAAUUCCUAUUGUCGUGGGAGGAACGAAUUAUUACAUUGAGGCUCUGCUCUGGAAAGUUCUUGUCAGUACUAAGCCCCAGGAGAUGGACACUGAGAAAGUGACUGACCGGAAAGUAGAGCUUGAAAAGGAGGAUGGCCAUGCACUCCACAAACGCUUAAGCCAGGUGGACCCAGAAAUGGCUGCCAAGCUGCACCCACAUGACAAGCGCAAAGUGGCCCGGAGCUUGCAAGUGUUUGAAGAAACGGGAAUCUCUCAUAGUGAAUUUCUUCAUCGUCAACACUCAGAGGAAGGUGGUGGUCCCCUUGGAGGCCCUCUGAAGUUCCCUAACCUUUGCAUCCUCUGGCUUCAUGCUGACCAGACAGGAGCUCCCAGUCCAGCGGGGUGCAAACAAGAUAGAUCCUACAUUGUGAUAAAUGCUGGGCUAGAAAGUGCUGUGAGGCCACAGACAAGGGAUGAUGAGCACUCUUCUGGGGGCAUCCAGGGACCCAUUUUUAAAGUUCUAGAUGAGCGCUUGGAUAAGAGAGUGGAUGACAUGCUUGCUGCUGGGCUCUUAGAUGAACUAAGAGACUUUCACAGGCGCUAUAAUCAGAAGAAAGUUGCAGAAAAUAGCCAGGACUAUCAACAUGGUAUCUUCCAAUCCAUUGGCUUCAAGGAAUUUCAUGAGUACCUGGUCACUGAGGGAAAAUGCACACCAGAGACCAGUAACCAGCUCCUAAAGAAAGGUAUUGAGUCUCUGAAACAGGUGACCAAGAGAUAUGCCCGGAAGCAAAACCGAUGGGUUAAAAACCGCUUUUUGAAUAGACCUGGUCCCAGUGUCCCCCCAGUCUAUGGCUUAGAAGUAUCUGAUGUCUCGAAGUGGGAGGAAUCUGUUCUUGAACCUGCUCUUGAAAUCGUGCAGAGUUUCAUCCAGGGCCACAAGCCUGUAGCUGCUCCAGUAAAGAUGCCAUGCAAUGAAAUGGAGAACAAGAGAAGUUAUCACAUGUGUGACCUCUGUGAUCGAAUCAUCAUUGGGGACCGUGAAUGGGCAGCACAUAUAAAAUCCAAAUCCCACUUGCACCAGCUGAAGAAAAGAAGAAGAUUGGACUCAGAUGCUGUCACUGCAAUAGAAAAUCAGAGUAUUUCUCCAGACUGUGACAAAGAGCUUAAAGAGAAAGGAUCCCCAGAGCAGAAUGAGAAAGAGCUGAAAUCCAGUGUUUAAGAGACAUGUCCCGGAGCCUUUGCGCAGAUACUUUUAUAGAUGACGGAAGUCUUGUGAGCCACAGAUCAGGAGUUCUGGAUUUGAGUGAAUGGGAGGAAAAGACCAGCCCCAGUGAGAAGAUUAAGUGAACUCGACCAGUUCUUGGAAUUCCACAGAGAAGGAGAGAAGGAGGUGGUCGUGAUGUGGUGCUUGAAAACUAAAGACUUCACCAUUUGUUGCACUCUUCCUGUGUGAUAAUUACUGUCACUACUGUCUUUCUAUUGGCUUAGGAGUCUAUAUAUUUUUUGAAAGUUAAAUAAAGAAAAAGUUCCCAAGA